ACAGGACAUCGGGACUGGGCACUUCCUUCCAACAUGGCCGCCACUGCCUCUCCACAGCCACUCACCACUGAGGAUGCGGGUCCUGAGAAUAGCAGCUUCUAUUACUAUGACUACCUGGAUGAGGUGACCUUCAUGCUCUGCAGGAAGGAUGCAGUGGUGUCCUUUGGCAAAGUCUUCCUGCCAGUCUUCUAUAGCCUGAUUUUUGUGUUGGGCCUGAGCGGGAACCUCCUUCUUCUCAUGGUCUUGCUCCGGUACGUGCCUCGCAGGCAGAUGACUGAGGUCUAUCUGCUGAAUCUGGCCAUCUCCAACCUUCUGUUUCUGGUGACACUGCCCUUCUGGGGCAUCUCCGUGGCCUGGCAUUGGGUCUUUGGGAGUUUCUUGUGCAAGAUGGUGAGCACUCUUUAUACUACUAACUUUUACAGUGGCAUCUUUUUCAUUAGCUGCAUGAGCCUGGACAAGUACCUGGAGAUCGUUCAUGCUCAGCCCUACCACAGGCUGCGAACCCGGGCCAAGAGCCUGCUCCUUGCUACCAUAGUCUGGGCUGUGUCCCUGGCCGUCUCCAUCCCUGAUAUGGUCUUUGUACAGACACAUGAAAAUCCCAAGGGUGUGUGGAACUGCCACGCAGAUUUCGGCGGGCAUGGGACCAUUUGGAAGCUCUUCCUCCGCUUCCAGCAGAACCUCCUAGGGUUUCUCCUUCCACUCCUUGUCAUGAUCUUCUUCUAUGCCCGUAUUGGUUGUGUCUUGAUGAGGCUGAGGCCCCCAGGCCAGGGCCGGGCUCUAAAAAUAGCUGCAGCCUUGGUGGUGGCCUUCUUCGUGCUAUGGUUCCCAUACAAUCUCACCUUGUUUCUGCAUACACUGUUGGACCUGCAAGUAUUCGGGAACUGUAAGGUCAGCCAGCAUCUAGACUACGCACUCCAGGUGACAGAGAGCAUCGCCUUCCUUCACUGCUGCUUUUCACCCAUCCUGUAUGCCUUCUCCAGUCGCCGCUUCCGCCAGUACCUGAAGGCUUUCCUGGCCGCUGUGCUUGGAUGGCACCUGGCACCUGGCACUGCCCAGGCCCCAUUAUCCAACUGUUCUGACAGCAGCAUACUUACUGCCCAAGAAGAAAUGACUGGCAUGAAUGACCUUGGGGAGAGGCAGUCUGAGAACUCCCCUAACAAGGAGGAUGUGGGGAAUAAAUCAGCCUGAGUGACC
Mandrillus leucophaeus (drill) is the source of this 1194-nucleotide messenger RNA. It is a transcript of the gene ACKR2, whose product is annotated as atypical chemokine receptor 2. Gene Ontology annotation, biological process: chemotaxis; G protein-coupled receptor signaling pathway; immune response. Gene Ontology annotation, molecular function: chemokine receptor activity. The record is from RefSeq and is a predicted model, not a curated record. The transcript has a single exon. NCBI's taxonomy places the organism in Eukaryota, Metazoa, Chordata, Mammalia, Primates, Cercopithecidae. The coding region runs from base 34 to 1188 and encodes 384 amino acids. Gene Ontology annotation, cellular component: membrane.